AUGGAUCUACAGUCCAGUGAACUAGGUCGUUUGGCAGAUGCCAUUUUCACCUUAGCUAAGAAAUCUGCUAGACCUUCAUUUGAUGACCUUGCCACCUUCAGUGGUAACGUUCAUGAGUGGUUAUUGUUCAAAAAGAGUUACGACGAUAGCAAAUCCUAUUUCACACCUCACGAAAAUAUGUCUAGGCUACGCAAUGCAUUACGUGGUAAUGCUCGAGAGGCAGUCUCGGUGUUAUUACUUACCUCUUCAUGUCCAGAGGAUGUACUGCAAGCUCUUGAACUACGUUUUGCUCGACCUGAGCAAAUUAUUUUGUCGGAGAUAUCCGCAGUUCGAGCCCUACCUAAGUUGGGUAGACAGCCUAAUGAUAUUUUCACUUUAGCCACAAAAGUAAAAAGCAGUGUAAAUGUAAUAAAUUUAUUAGGUCAUAGAGAAUACAUUUAUUCACCUGAAUUAUUACACAACGUUAUUUCUAAAUUAACACCUUUAUUAUAUCACAAAUGGUGUGACUUCGCUCAGGCACACCAUACACCCGGUCAACCACAGCUCGAGUUGCUUGCUGAAUUUUUAUUGCAGGAGGCCAAUAAACAAGCACGUUUUGGGCUGCCAUAUGAGGCGGUGUAUGUCCCAUCUCAUACAGAGAGGACGAGGGCAGUGGCCACAUCUGCGGCGCCGCGCACCGAUUGUACGCAGGCUGCAUAUCGCUUCGCGCCUUCAAGACAUACAGUGCAUACUGCCAAUGCAUCUGUGCCACUUCAAAUAAAAUCGCCUAUAUCCUGUGCAUUUUGUUCUGGUCCACAUAGUAUAAAGACCUGUUUCAAAUUCUUAGCUAUUGCAGUUGACGAACGUAUCACUUGGGUGAAACAAGAAAAACUUUGUCCGAGGUGUUUAAAGAGAGGUAAGCAUAGUUGGAGAUUUUGUAAAGCUCGACAAUGUGAUAUUUGUAAACAAAACCAUCAUAAAUUUUUACAUUCAGAAAAUAGUUCAAAUAUUUCAAAUUUACAUAAUACAAAUAUUGACACUGUCACUUGUCAAAACGAAAAUAUAAAUUCUUCUUCUAAUAAUAAAUUAGUUCCGAGUACGAGUACUAGCAAUGCAGUUUCUUUUUCAAAUAAAGAAGUGCAAAAAGAUCGGAUACUUUUAAAAAUUUUACCUGUUAUAUUAUCUGGUCCAACUGCCGAUAUCGAAACUUUUGCACUUUUAGACGAUGGUUCUUCCGUUUCAAUAAUUGAUGCCGACUUAGCGAAGCAGUUAGGUCUUAGUGGACCUCGACAAAAUAUGAACAUCACAACUGUUGUUGGUACUCGUAGUGUCACUACUAGUUUAGUAGAUUUUAAUAUUAAGGGUAAACAUUGCUCUGAGGUUUAUACUAUUAAAGGAGCCCGAGCUGUACCCGAUUUAACAUUAGCGUCUCAAUCGGUUUCUGCUAAUGAAUUGUUACCUUUAGAACAUUUGUGUGAUCUUAUUGACGUUCUUUCAUACUCUAAUGCGACUCCAAAGCUUCUUAUAGGCUUGAGUGACUGGCAUUUAUUAAUUGCCAAAGAGAAUCGCGUAGGUACUCGUUCCCAACCUGUGGCCACUCGUACGGCCCUCGGGUGGGUGUUGUAUGGAUUAGCUUCAAAGAUUACUAAACCGAUUCAGUUCAUUAAUCAUUGUGUGUUUUCUGAAACGGAAAAUGAUCUUGAUACGUUGAUUCGAGAUUAUUAUAGAUUAGACGCAAUAGGUUUAAAACUAUGUGAACCUUAUACCGCUUCUGAGACAAGAGCGAUUCAAAUUCUGGAUAAGACUAUACAGCGUCUUCCGAAUGGUCGUUUUGAGGUAGGUUUACCAUGGCGUUAUGAUUCACCAAUUAUGCCGAAUAGUUAUAAUCAUGCUUUGUCAAGAUUGAAUGGUUUAAAUAAACGAUUCAAGCGGGACCCUAAUUAUCAGUUAUUGUAUAAAGAAAACAUUGAAGCUUAUGUCAAAAAAGGAUACGCUGAGGAGUGUAACGAUUCUGAUAAUGCUCUUUCAGGCUGUAAGCGUUGGUAUUUGCCUCAUUUCGGUGUGACGAAUCCCAAUAAGCCCGGUAAGCUGAGGAUCGUUCACGAUGCUUCUGCCAAAUCCAACGGUGUCAGUUUAAAUUCAUUACUAUUGCCAGGCCCAGACUUACUUCAAUCUUUAGUAGGUAUUCUCAUUAGAUUUAGGGAAGGGCAGGUGGCGUUGUCAGGAGAUAUUAAGGAAAUGUUUCCACAAAUUAAAAUUCGUGAAGCGGAUCGCGAUUGUCAACGCUACCUGUGGCAACCAGAUGGACCUGAUGGCCCAGUCCACGAGUUUAGGAUGUCAUCUCUUAUUUUUGGUGCCGCGUCGUCUCCUUUCACUGCUAUUUAUGUAAAAAAUAAGAAUGCUAGGGAUUUCGAAAAGCAAUUUCCUGAGGCGGCGAAAGCUAUUAUUGAGGAUCACUACAUGGAUGAUUUUAUUGGUAGUGUAGAUGAUAUUGAGGUCGCUGCACGUCUCGCUGGGGAUAUCGUAGAUAUUCACAGUAGAUGCGGUUUCGAAAUGCGUGCUUGGAUAUCAAACAAACCGGAAGCUUUGCGUUUAGUUCCUAGUGUGUUGCGUAAAGAUGGUGAAACUAGUGUGAACCUUGACAUAAACAAAGCAACUACCCGUGUUUUAGGCUUGUUUUGGAACCCUGUAAAUGAUUCGAUAAGUUUUAAUGUCAAUGUUCAACAGCCUCAUAAUCAUUACUACACUAAACGCCAAGUUUUAAAGGAUUUAAUGAGAAUUUUUGAUCCAUUAGGUUUUUUAUGUCCAUUUAUCACACAGGGCAAAAUUUUAUUCCAACGAACAUGGCGAUUAGUUACUGGUUGGGAUGACCAAUUGCCCCAGAGUGAAUGUGUCAAGUGGUUAGAGUGGUAUCGUGGUUUUGAAAUGUUAAAGUCACUAUCAAUUCCACGGUGUUAUUCAAAUUUUAUCGGCCCAGUUAGUCGUGAGUUGCACGUGUUUUCAGACGCCAGUGAUCAAGCUUAUGCAUGCGUUGCUUACUGGCGACUUACGUAUUGUGAUGGUUCGGUAAAAGUCGCGUUUGUUAUGAGUAAAUCGCGAGUCAGUUCUCUUGAACCAACAGCUAUAGCUAGGCUGGAACUUCAGGCAGCUUUGCUAGGGGUACGCCUUGCAGACACAAUCACUCGGGAGCAGAGACAAAAAAUCAAUUUCCGUUAUUUUUGGUGUGAUUCGCGCGUAGCUUUGUCGUGGAUUCGUAGUGAUGCGCGUAACUAUAAAGCAUUUGUCGCGAAUCGGGUCGGAGAGAUUUUAGAAUCAACCUUACCGCGCGAAUGGCGUUGGGUACCGUCCGAUCAGAAUGUAGCAGAUGACGCCACUCGCGUGAGUUCUAAAAGUGUGGUUGAACUUAACAGAUGGUUGAACGGACCGUCCUUUUUGAUGUCACCUGAAGAGGAAUGGCCAGUAGAGCCCGAAGGGCCGGUCCCCGUUAUUGGUCAGGACCUCAAGUGUCAUCAAACUUCUUUGGCAGAUUUUCAGGCUUCAUUUUAA
This is a messenger RNA of Galleria mellonella (greater wax moth), 3525 nucleotides long. RefSeq lists its product as uncharacterized. The coding region runs from base 1 to 3525 and encodes 1174 amino acids. The transcript has a single exon. NCBI's taxonomy places the organism in Eukaryota, Metazoa, Arthropoda, Insecta, Lepidoptera, Pyralidae. The record is from RefSeq and is a predicted model, not a curated record.